GUGUGUGUCAGAGGAGAAAGAUACGUGGACAGAACAGAAAAGUGUCGGCAAACACUUUGGCAAGUAAAAGCACAGACAGGACAUUAAAAGAAAAAAAUCAAACUGCUGAAUCCAACGGUCAAAGGUCAGAUAUAUCACGUGGCUGACACCAGGAAAUUUAGAUGUGGUUACAAUCCCCGGUCACUUCCCUUCUCUAUACAAACGAGCAGAAACAAGGAUUUCUCGACUUCAAUGAGCUGCCAUAUCAAAGAUGAUAAGAAACACAGAGCAACAUGUACUUCCCAAUGUCUCUACAAUUGAGGACUGUCAAGAGACAUUCUCAGUGGACCUUUUCCUGCACCUUUCCCUCAUUCCAGCAGUCCUGAUUACAGGGGUGCUGUCGUUUCUUCAGAGACGAGCACAGAGACUGUCCAUCGACCACAGACUGCCUUUUCUAAAUGGACGCUUUGGCAUUGUGGUGCCUUUAGAUACAAUAGGUAGCCUCAGUAACCGUUGGUCUUAUGGCUUUGCAUAUGGUGCAGUGUCAAGCAGCGUUCUGUUGCUAUUUUCUGAGCGAUACAUCCCCUUCACGCUGCCACCCUGGGCCAGAGCAAUAGUGUAUCUUAUUGGGGCGUUAGAAGUGGGUCUGGUGUAUUUCCCGUUUUUUGCCUGUCUGUCCACACCAUUCAGAAUGACCGGGGCAGUACUGGGAAUACUCUACUCUGCAGCCUGGAUUUUGAUCACAGUCUGGGAUACAGCCACCUGUCCCAGGGGAGAGGUUUUGGGUAAAUACCAGAAGUUAAUAUCCCAGUGGCCCCGCAUCCUCUCGCUUGUCUUCCUUCUUGGACGAUUUAUUUACAUACUGGUUAAAGAUGUGCGCCUGCGUCUGCAACUGGAACCAGAGGAUAUUGAAGAGCUGGUCGGUCAACACCAGUCAAAGCAUGUCAGCCGGCUACUGAGUAGAACACCUGAACACAGUAAACCUCUGAGCUGGUUCCAAAGACGAGUUUAUGAAUGGGACCCUUACUUCAAGUUUCCAAACAGGAUCAUUGGCACAGCCAUUAUAUCCCUUAUAGGCCUAUAUACGAUGACACUAGCAGACUACAGUGUCAGUGAUGUUGCCUUUGACCAAGUUGAAGACUGGAAGAAUACACUAAAGGAGGUUGUUAGUUCUUGUAACCAGACGCAAGCUUUGGGAUACAUGAUACCACAGUUGGAAGAGUUCAUCGACGUGGCCAGGAAGUCUUGGUUGGCCACCACCAUCUUUGCCAGUCUCAACUCCGUUGCUUACACCUUCCAUAUCUUGGCAUGUUACAGGAAACACUUAAAGAGACUGUGGAAGGGUCAGAAAGGCUUUCUUCCAGAGAGGUUCCACAACCCUAAGUCUGCAGUCAGUGUUGCUUCCAUUGCAAGAUACUCUGGAUGGCAAAUAGCUUUCACACUAUGGGGCUACCUGAUUGUUCAUUUUGUCCACUUCCUGAUUGCCUUGCUCUUUGUCUACUUGCUGGUUCUUCCCAUACAGCAUGGAAGAGUACUGGCCAUGCUGUCAAACAUGGGACUCAUUUUUCUGACCAUUGGGAUGGUGAUCGGCUUGGUGAUUCUCCAGGUAGUUCUGGUUCAGAUCUUUUUUCUUCAGGAUAAAAUGUCUCCCACUGAUAAGGAGAAACCUCUGGCUCUCAACAACAGGAAGGCCUUCCACUGCUUCAACUACUUCUUCUUUUUCUACAAUGUGGUGAUGGGGAUCAGCACCUGCAUAGUCCGGCUGCUGCUUAGCCUUGUGGUUGGAACGUGGCUGGUGUCCCGCAUCGACAGAACCAUAAUGCAGAGGGGAUAUGAAAACCUGGAUGCCGGCUACAGUACAUGGGUGGGGAUGAUCUUUGCCGACCAUUAUCACAACAACCCAGUCAUGGUGUGUUUCUGCCAGCUUCUGGUUUCAAGCACAAUAGAGAAACACAAUGCGACCAUAUACUCCUCAUUUGAAAAUGCUCAAUCAGUGUCCCCCGUCAACAGCCGAGCCAGGAGGCGCUGGGUGUUGCUUUACACCUUGUUGAAGAACCCUCCUUUGAUUCUACGCAGAAAACACCAUCUCUCUGCAGCAGCAUCAUCAUCACCAACCCAGACAGAGACAGAAGUCCGGGCUUGGCUCAUGGCAUCACAAACACAGAACCACCAAUUGGCACCACAGGCAACAGGAGAAAUUCUAGUCACCACAGAGGAAGACUGUUGAAAUAUAAAACUCUGUGUGGCUCUUUAGAAAUUUAGGCUGUUAAACAAACUGGAUCACUUACAGUUGUGACA
Molecule: messenger RNA, 2277 nt
Organism: Fundulus heteroclitus (mummichog)
Lineage: Eukaryota; Metazoa; Chordata; Actinopteri; Cyprinodontiformes; Fundulidae
Gene: stra6l
Product: STRA6-like
Exons: 18
Coding region: 251-2206 (651 amino acids)
Biological process (GO): vitamin A import into cell
Cellular component (GO): plasma membrane
Molecular function (GO): retinol transmembrane transporter activity; signaling receptor activity
Source: RefSeq, a predicted model, not a curated record